AUGUUAGUUCCCACAGUAUUCGAGAACUAUGUUACGGAUUGCAGGGUUGAUGGUCGAUCUGUUCAGCUGGCCUUGUGGGAUACUGCAGGUCAAGAAGACUAUGAAAGAUUGCGACCACUUGCAUACUCCAAAGCGCACGUCAUUCUGAUAGGCUUUGCUGUGGAUACGCCAGAUUCUUUGGAAAACGUAAAGCACAAGUUCCCUCCGCAGUGGAUUGAGGAAGCAAACGAGCGAUGUCCCGGCGUACCUAUCAUACUUGUCGGAUUAAAGAAAGACUUGCGCGAGGAUCCUCUGGCGAUUGAAGAAAUGCGGAAGAAGUCCCUACGCUUCGUCACAUCCAGAGAAGGAAGCGAAACUGCCACGCAAAUCGGUGCCAGGAAGUACCUUGAAUGCUCAUCGUUGACAGGGGAAGGAGUAGACGACGUUUUCGAAGCCGCUACGCGAGCCGCCCUUCUUACAUUCGAUAAGCGGAAGACCUCAUGUUGCAUCGUGCUAUGA
Messenger RNA from Aspergillus udagawae, 498 nucleotides. RefSeq names its product putative Rho GTPase Rho 2 (gene rho2). Gene Ontology annotation, biological process: small GTPase-mediated signal transduction. Gene Ontology annotation, molecular function: GTP binding; GTPase activity. Bases 1 to 498 code for a protein of 165 amino acids. The record is from RefSeq and is a predicted model, not a curated record. The transcript has 3 exons. NCBI's taxonomy places the organism in Eukaryota, Fungi, Ascomycota, Eurotiomycetes, Eurotiales, Aspergillaceae.